CACUGCCUAACGCUUCUCCUGGGAAUUAACCAGCAACACUGUUCUCUUGACAUUGAUUUCCCAGGAAGGAGUCCGCCAUGAUCUCCACGACUCUCCGCUGGAUUGCUCUGUUGUCGUUUAUUUUUUUGACCAUUGGUGGCAACGCGCUGGUGUGCCUGGCUGUAGGGUUCAGCCGUCGCCUGUGGCGUGUUGCUAAUUGCUUCGUGGUAUCACUGGCAGUGACGGACCUCCUGCUGGGCCUGCUGGUGCUGCCCCUGACUGCGUCUGUUGAGCUGCGCGGUGGCAAAUGGCCGUUCGGAGGAACCCUGUGUAAUAUUUACAUUUCACUCGAUGUCCUGCUGUGUGCAUCCUCUAUCCUGACCCUGAUGGCAAUCAGUGUGGAUCGAUAUCUGGCUAUUUCGGCGCCACUUAGCUACUCCAGGAGGGUGACCCCUGUAAGGGUGACUGUCGCCCUUGUUUCCAUUUGGUCUCUGUCCCUUGCUGUGUCUUUUGUGCCCAUCCAUCUGGGCUGGAACACUGUCGACUACAAGGUCCAGCAUUCGGAGUGGGGCAUAUGGGACGAGGACACGGAUGGGCGCUACUGUCAGUUUGAAUGGAACAACAACUACGUUCUGUUUUAUGUCUUUGUGACAUUUUACCUGCCUCUCCUGCUCAUGUCUGGGAUGUACCUGUGUAUAUUCAGGGUGGCAAAAGAACAGGUCAGUGUUUGUUACUGUAGUAAAACUCACAACAAAUAAGGCAUGCAGCUCAAACUGUAUUGUUUUUUUAGACCAG
Messenger RNA from Cynoglossus semilaevis (tongue sole), 774 nucleotides. Its product is annotated as histamine H2 receptor-like. Lineage: Eukaryota; Metazoa; Chordata; Actinopteri; Pleuronectiformes; Cynoglossidae. Gene Ontology annotation, cellular component: plasma membrane. The record is from RefSeq and is a predicted model, not a curated record. Bases 78 to 737 code for a protein of 219 amino acids. Gene Ontology annotation, biological process: positive regulation of MAPK cascade; adenylate cyclase-activating adrenergic receptor signaling pathway. The transcript has a single exon. Gene Ontology annotation, molecular function: G protein-coupled receptor activity.